Molecule: messenger RNA, 1019 nt
Organism: Thermothielavioides terrestris NRRL 8126
Lineage: Eukaryota; Fungi; Ascomycota; Sordariomycetes; Sordariales; Chaetomiaceae
Product: putative mitochondrial 54S ribosomal protein MNP1
Exons: 2
Coding region: 313-879 (188 amino acids)
Biological process (GO): translation
Cellular component (GO): ribosome
Molecular function (GO): structural constituent of ribosome
Source: RefSeq, a predicted model, not a curated record
CAGACAUAUGGGGCAAGAGUGACAGGGGCAAGAGUGACAGGGGCACUAUGGGAGAUGCUGCUCUUAUUCGCAGCCGUCACCACCUGGCAAGUGCCUGGGCGGACCAGCCAAUCAGUCGUGAGCCAGCCGACUUUUCGAACAGCGGCCGAAAAAAUCUCCGGGAUUCACGACGACAGCGCAAGACCCCAGCGCACAGCAAGCAACAGCCCAUAGCCCGUAUCGCGAGGCCCAAUCUCAACGCGCGACGUCCGCAACAGGCCGACCCCUCCCUCGGUUCCGUCUCCCUACCAUCUCCCUCCUAAGCCUCCCGCAAUGGCGCUGUCCUGCCGGUACGCAGCGCGGUGCUGCGCCCGUCAGCUUCGCGCCGGCAGCGCUGCUGCUACCCCGAUCCGCGCCUCGAGCUCCUUCCUCCAGCAACACCACAUGUCACGGAGGUACAACUCGACCGACGCGGCCUCCGCCAACCCCAAGAUCGCCGCCAUCGUCGACCAGAUCAGCCAAUUGACCCUGCUGGAGACGGCAGACCUCGUUGCGAGCUUGAAGUCACGCCUCAACAUCCCCGAUCUCCCCGUGGGCGGCUUCGCCGCCGCGCCCGCCGCUGCCGCCGCUGCCCCCGCGGCAGCGCCAGCCGAGCAGGAGGAGGAGGCGCCCGCGGCGGCCGAGAAGACGCUCUUCACCGUGAAGCUGCAGUCGUUCGACGCGGCCGCCAAGCCCAAGGUCAUCAAGGAGAUCAAGAACCUGCUCGGCCUCAGCUUAGUAGACUCCAAGAAGUUCGUCGAGAGCGCGCCCAAGACGAUGAAGGAGUCGGUACCGAAGGACGAGGCCGAGAAGAUCGUGGCGACGAUGAAGGAGCUGGGCGCCGUGGUGGUUAUGGAGUAGGCGGUGUAUUAUAGACCGUGUGCCGUGAGGAUGGGGGUGGGCGUUGCUACCUAGGUCAUGGCUUGGAAGACGGGGGCGGACCUGGACCAGGAACCAGGCGGGCCAGACUGGCAUGUGGCUAGCCCGACAAGCCUGCAGGU